Messenger RNA from Homo sapiens (human), 4786 nucleotides. RefSeq names its product ZFP41 zinc finger protein (gene ZFP41). Gene Ontology annotation, cellular component: nucleus. Lineage: Eukaryota; Metazoa; Chordata; Mammalia; Primates; Hominidae. The transcript is spliced from 3 exons. The coding region runs from base 359 to 955 and encodes 198 amino acids. The record is from RefSeq and is marked validated.
AUUUCCUGCCGGUGCCUAGGGCCGACGGGGACGCUGGCACUGGUGGGGAGCUGUUGGGGGGUCCCGCAUCUAGGGCUCUCCUUUCCUGCCUCCGGCCCCCGCGAGGGGCGCGCGCCUCUCCCCGCCCUCCAGCAGUCCUGGUAGGGCCCGGGCGCGUCCGCGCUCUGCAGCGGGAGGUCCUCGUCGCCUCUCGUCUCCAGCCAGCACCAAGAGGAUGGUGGCCCUUGGCCUCCUGGUGCAGAGCAUCAGUCCCACGCUGGGAGUGUGGAGAGGUGCGUGGGAAGCAAGCCAUUGAGGAAGUGGGGCCAACAGAGAGGUCAGCAGCCCCUUAGCCCUCACGCUUCCAAGGAACAGAAUGAUGGAGAAGCCUGCAGGCAGAAAAAAGAAGACGCCGACCCCAAGGGAGGAGGCAGACGUGCAGAAGAGUGCGCUCAGAGAGGAGAAGGUGUCCGGGGACAGAAAGCCACCUGAGAGGCCCACUGUGCCCAGGAAGCCCCGCACAGAGCCCUGCCUGAGUCCUGAAGACGAAGAGCACGUCUUUGAUGCCUUCGACGCUUCAUUUAAAGAUGACUUUGAGGGGGUUCCCGUGUUCAUUCCUUUUCAGAGGAAGAAACCCUAUGAGUGCAGUGAGUGUGGGCGGAUCUUUAAGCACAAGACAGACCACAUUCGCCAUCAGAGGGUCCACACUGGAGAGAAGCCCUUCAAGUGUGCGCAGUGCGGGAAGGCCUUCCGGCACAGCUCUGACGUCACCAAACACCAGAGGACUCACACGGGAGAGAAGCCCUUCAAAUGCGGGGAGUGCGGGAAAGCCUUUAACUGCGGCUCCAAUCUCCUGAAACAUCAGAAGACGCACACCGGGGAGAAGCCCUACGAAUGCACGCACUGUGGGAAAGCCUUUGCCUACAGCUCCUGUCUCAUCCGCCAUCAGAAACGCCACCCUCGGAAGAAGCCCUGAGCCGGGGCCAUCUGCGGACUCGGGCCCUGCGGUGCGAGCCUCGCCGGACACCUGCUCCGUGGCUCCCUCGUGUCCCGCGUCUGAUGGGGGCGCAGGGCCGUGCGCACUGUGUUCCGUGCCCUGGGGACCCCCGGAAAAGCAGCCCAGUCAGAUGUGGGAACGUGCCAGCGAGGGAGAGACCUUUCCACUGCAGAGAGUCUCUCUGAUCAAGACACCGCAGUGAUGGAGAAGCCACCAGAGGCUCCUUGCAGCCACAGAGCAUUUUCCAAGUUCCCGAUGGCGAACGGGGCUCAGCACCAGAGACCAGGGAGUAUUCACUGCCAUCCAUUGGACGUGUUUGGGUCACCUCAGAGCACCCAGCAGGAGAGGCUCCUGGUGUAGUGGGCAGCCCAGCACUUCCCGCUGCUGCCUGCCUGUGAUGUCCACUCUGCUUAAGCCUUUCAUCUGCCGCUGAAGGCCCCAGUCUGGACUCUCUGCCCUCUGGGUCCCCGAGCUCUGCAGCGAGCCCUGGGACCACUCAUCCCUGCCCAGCCAGCUUCAGUGCCCGGGGCCGCUUGUCCCUGCCCGGCCUCUGUGCCCCAACUGUGCUUGGUCCUCUGGCUUCUCUCCUCCUGCUGGAGUGCCAGUCCCUGAGCUCAGACCCCCGUCCCCGGAACUGGGCCACACCACGUGCCCUCUUGGCCCAGCCUUCCUCCCAGAGAGGCGGCCUGACUUACCUGGAUGGACUUGGGACAAAGGUUCCUCAGGACCUUGGACACCACCACCUGCUGAGCUUCCCGUCCCAGCCAUGCAGUGGGGCCCCUGGGGUGCCCUCGGCAGCUUCGGUCCAGCCUGCAUCUGCCCCUCGGCCUUCCGACGUGGGCGGUGGGCCCCAGCCCCACAGACCAGCCCAGCAUUCAGGCUGGUAGAGCAGAUCACCCCCAAAGCAAGAAGUUCCAGAUGAAAUAUGCAUAAGAAGCAGCCUCAAAACUAACAAAAAAGAUUCGCACAUUCCUCAGUUAGAGGAGGAGCAGAGAUGAAGAAAAGGAGAAGAAAAGCGCUGGAAAGAGAAGAAAAGGAACCUCCUUCUGUGCAGCAGGCUCCUGGCCCAGGGAGUGCGGUGUGCGGCAGAGUGCGUGCAGGGAAGCAGCCUCUGAAAUCGUGCAGGGAAGCACCCUGUGAAAUCGUGCAGGGAAGCACCCUGUGAAAUCGUGCAGGGAAGCACCCUGUGAAGUCGUGCAGGGAAGCACCCUCUGAAAUCGUGCAGGGAAGCACCCUCUGAAAUCGUGCAGGGAAGCACCCUGUGAAGUCGUGCAGGGAAGCACCUUCUGAAAUCGUGCAGGGAAGCACCCUCUGAAAUCGUGCAGGGAAGCACCCUCUGAAAUGCCUAGAAAUAGCUGCCGGGCUUUCACUUGGUUCCCAAAUUUCUUCAAAGGUCAAAACCAUCACAGUGGGCAACUUUACACCCCAGUGUUCACUGUCCUCAGGCCACUGCAGAGCCAUCCUAGUGGGGCAGUGGGCGCGGGGCGGGGGCUCCUGACUCCGGUGAGGUCACCCUGGAGGGGAGUCCCAGGAAUCAGCCUGAUGUUCAGAAUGCCUUCCUGGCAUCUCAGAAGUGUACUGGGGGAGACGUGAGGACCUUUCAGCCAAGUGUCAGCGUUCUUAUUGCAGGAGAACAUUAAAGCCACAACCCAGAAACUUCUCAGGAGCAUGGCGCACCCACACCAGCCCCGGGCUCCGCCUGGACAGCACCUCCUGGGCCGCCCUGACCAGCAGACACCAUCCUUCCAGCCUCUCUUGGCCACCCGGACCAGCGGGCACCACCCUCCCAGCCUCACGCGGCCACCCUGACCAGCAGGCACCAUCCUUCCAGCCUUGCUCAGUCACCCUGACCCAGAGGGCUGCCCUGACCAGCGGGCACCAUCCUCCCAGCCCCACUCAGCUGCCCUGACCAGCGGGCACCAUCCUCCCAGCCUCACUCGGCCAGCCGAGCUCUGUAGGCCUCAGAGUGCAGAGAACCUCAAAUGUUGUGACUUUGCUCUGCUGCAGGGACCUGCCAUGGAGUGUCCCUUGUGCGAGCAUUUUGAGAGCUAUGCCAGCAUCCAUCCCUGCAGGUCCCAUCCCUGAGCCAUUUCUCAGGAGAGCAGGAAGGGAGCAGGGAGAGGGGUGCUCCCAGCCAGCCCCGGAACCAGAGGUCUGGGGACGCAGCCGACCAGCCCUCCUUGUCUGGGCCUCUGUUUCCUCUUCGACACAGGGAAGCAGGGAGGGGCCGAUCAGCGACUUAGGCCUGUUGGCUGUGGUGGGGUCCACCUGCGUUUCUGGGGAGCCCACGGACCCUGGGGUGUACCUGGGUUUCAUUCCCAGUGACCUCUCCUAUUGGUCCCCAUUUGGGGCGCUGAGAUGUGAUCGUUUCUUUCCUGAGAAUGAGCUGAGGUAAAAACAUGCUGGGGAGGAAGAUGGGCCCUGGGGGCAGCGAGCUGCGCCUCUGCACCGGGAGAAAGGCCGUGUCCCCAGAGCUGAGGCGGUGGUGGGCAGGGCUCCUGAGAAGCCGGGGCAGGGCAGGGUGUCUCUGAGGUCAAUGAGGAACAGCUGAGGUCCAGGGACGCAGGAAGGAUGGGGUGAACUCCGGGAUGGGGCCGGCAGGGAGCCUCACGCUUACAGAGCCUGGUGUUGGCACUCUCCUGGCUUCCUCCGCAAACCUAGCCACGUGGUCAGGGAGCCCGGGCCUAGCAGACGGCCCCCACCUUGACAGAAUCCCCAGGGUCGUGCGUGGCGGUGGGGGCGACUUCACAGCCGAGACCGGGCCUAACGCUGCUGUCUCGCAGUCACCCCUGCAGGCCGCUCAGGGCAGGGCUCUGGCCUGACGGGGGUUCCUGGACACGCCUCUGAGCCGGCAGCCCCUACCCGCACCCGUGCACCUUCCACGCCCGUCUCCAGCAGCCCCUGCCCCCACCCGCACCCCUGCACCUGCCACGCCUGUCUCCGGCAGCCCCUGCCCGCACCCGCACCCCUGCACCUGCCACGCCCGUCUCCGGCAGCACCUGCCACGCCCGUCUCCGGCAGCACCUGCCACGCCCGUCUCCGGCAGCACCUGCCACGCCCGUCUCCGGCAGCCCCUGCCCGCACCCGCACCCCUGCACCUGCCACGCCCGUCUCCGGCAGCCCCUGCCUGCACCCGCACCCCUCACGGCUGUCUCCGGCAGCCCCUGCCCGCGCCCGCACCUCUGCACCUCCCACGCCCCUCUCCGGCAGCCCCUGCCCACACCCGCACCCCUGCACCUCCCACGCCCGUCUUGCCCUGGGGCCCAGGUGCAGGUCUGUGAGGAGGGCAGCCCCGUGCUCCCGUGGCCACCGCUCAGCCAAAUGGAUUCAGCGAGGGUUUUUAGUGUUUGUGCCUGUGUCCCCGUGUGCCUGUUUCCUGGUGAGGCUGGAUGCCUGGCAUGUCUGAACACUCACAUUCCCCAGGCAUGCAUGUGCAGCCGCCGCCGCCACCCAUGUACUGUGGCGCUGACCCCUCCUGUAACAGCUGUGGUCUUGGCCUCUCGUGUUGGUGGCAGAUGUCCCAUUUCCCAGUUACUUUCUGUUGUCCAAAAGUUUAACUGUCCUGCCAGCCAAAGCUGCUGAGCAUUACUCUGAUAGACCAUCAGUCCUUGGUAAGUGUCCUGUGCAUCUGGGAUAAGCAUCCGUUUGUUUUCAGCUGCGCUUUCUGUGACUUGCUCUGCGUGAGUCCUCGGUCCACGUGGGCCGUUGCGCUGGUUCCCAGCCUGCCCGACACACUCACUGCGACGCCUCCCUUGCCUACUGCUUGCUGGCUUCUGUGUUCUCUGCAGUAAACAUUGAUUUCUGACUCGA